AUGGCUUUCAUUCUCGUCACUGCUUCUCUCUUCUUUGUAUUUUUAUGGAUAAUUUCUCUUUGCAAAGUGCUGCUUCUUCCCCGCAUCCCUUGGGCCAAACAUUUCAUGCACAACGGCAGAGCAUUUCGGAAGAGAAACGUCUUGUUGGUGAUUGCUCAUCCGGAUGACGAAUCCAUGUUCUUUACACCAACUAUAAAUUUUCUGACUUCGAAGGGGCAUAACGUUCAAAUACUAUGCUUAUCUACUGGUGGUGCAGAAGGCAAAGGAAAUAUCAGAAAACGAGAGCUUUUUCAGGCUUGUGUAGCCCUCAAGGUUCCGAUGCAACAACUGAAGAUUAUCAACCAUCCAGAUCUGCAGGAUGGUUUUGAUAAAGUUUGGAACCAUAGCUUAUUGGCACAGAUUAUUGAGGAACAAAUAACCAGUUGUUCAAUUGAUGUGAUUAUUACCUUUGACAGCUACGGUGUCUCCGGCCAUUGUAAUCAUUGUGAUGUGCACUAUGGAGUAUGCAGCUCUCUUUGCCCUCACGAAUGUGAUAUUUUGUACAGUAUCCGAGAAAUGUCAGAUUAUGGAGUUAACAAGCUACUACAUGAUACUUUACAAAGGGAUAUUGAAGUUUGGGAGCUUGUUAGCACCAAUAUUUUGCGCAAAUAUAGUGGUCCUGUUGAUAUUUGGCUGUCCAUAUUUUUCACCAUGCUGCACUCAAAUGGAACAAUGCAGUGCUUAGUAAAUGAACAUUCUCGCAGGAGCUUUAAGGCAAUGGCCCAACACUCAAGUCAGUGGGUGUGGUUCCGCAAGCUUUUUCUUUCAUUUGUUGCAAUCCUGCUCCUUGCUCUGCAUCUCAACUUUCGUCCGGUUAAUCCUAGUACUUUGUAUGGACUGAACCCUGAGGCUCAAGCAGCCUUUCACUUCCAUGAAAUGAUUGAACGAAAUUACUUCUAA
This is a messenger RNA of Sphenostylis stenocarpa, 939 nucleotides long. The record is from the annotation of a GenBank genome assembly. Lineage: Eukaryota; Viridiplantae; Streptophyta; Magnoliopsida; Fabales; Fabaceae.